AUGCAAUCAGCUACCCCAUUGCUGCAACCACCUAUGCUACUGCCAUCACUUCCACACGGAACAGCUGGUGGCGCUACCACUGGAACUGCAACUGACACAUCUGCUGAUCUCGAUCCUUUAACUGCCAAGCAGCCAAAAGGACCCCGCCACACAUCAUGCCAACACAUCCCAUCAAAACAUGAACAGGCACUCAACAUCAUCAGGUCAUCAAACGCACGUAUCCAUGCUGCGGUGGGAGGUACAGAGGGUAAAGAAAAUGAUGAAUCCACUUUCUUGCCUAUGAAGUGCAAGGUCAAGCCCACCAAUCAACAAGCCAGCAAAAAACAGAAGCACGGUUAG
Suillus subaureus is the source of this 339-nucleotide messenger RNA. RefSeq lists its product as uncharacterized. The transcript is spliced from 2 exons. The coding region runs from base 1 to 339 and encodes 112 amino acids. The record is from RefSeq and is a predicted model, not a curated record. Lineage: Eukaryota; Fungi; Basidiomycota; Agaricomycetes; Boletales; Suillaceae.